This is a messenger RNA of Porites lobata, 4602 nucleotides long. Lineage: Eukaryota; Metazoa; Cnidaria; Anthozoa; Scleractinia; Poritidae. The record is from the annotation of a GenBank genome assembly.
AUGAUCGAGAAAAUUUUAGGCGUUAUAGCCUUAUCUCUCGGGAAAAAAGCGACUGUUUAUGCUGUCGGAAGGGUGAGUACCAUCUAUCCUUAUUUUAAACAGUCUUAUGAUCAUUGCUUCCCCCGAUUCGUCGUGAAGUGUCGCGUGCACCUCACCUUGAUCGAUACGGUUGCUGAAUUCACCAUUUGAUAUAUUUCCCGUUUGCUAAAAAAACACAAAACCUUGUGUCAUUAGGUAGUUUAACAAUUACUUAAAGAAAUGGCUGAGUGUUUUUGUCUUUGCGGAGUAUUAAAUGAAAGGGGUUAAAAGGUUACUUUCAUUUUUGGAAGGAAUUUUAUAAUUGUGGUGAUGUAAUACUGGCUAUUUUUUACAGAGGCUAUAAGUUAAGCUUAUGUGUAUAAAUACUGAGGUUUAGUUCUAAUAUUCAUUUUAUACUGGUAGAUGCCAUUGGGGUUUUUUUUCAGCGGCUGGGAAUACAAUUUUUUAUCUGACGAAGAAACUCGUUGAAAUCUGGGCUGAACUGUAAGAUAUUCAGACAUGUAGUUUAAAGACAAUUUACAUGUAUCAGUCAGAUCAAAGUAUGAAAAUUAAAAGAUGUGGCACACCAAUAGGAAACAGAGCUGGAUUGUGAGGAGAGCCCCACUAGAAUAAUGAAGUUUCAUUUUAAUGGGAGCAGUUGAGCCGUUUAAAAAAAAGUUGCCCUGUUAUUUGUGCUUGUAACAAUACUGGUAACCAUGCAAGCCUGUUCUUCUUUCUUCUUGCAAGUAAAGUAGAUGCGGUAUGAAAGUAGGAUUUUCUUUAACAGGGCAGGAGAAAACCCAUGUCCAAUUGCAUGGGGCAAGUAAAUUUUGAUCUUGGGCAAAUGAAGAUAGCAGUUUGGUCACCCAGUCAAUUUCGUUCCCAAACAGGACAAGGGUAGCGCAGACUCUUGGAACGAGAUUGGUCGCCCAGUGGGCAAUUGAUUGUGUAACACUGUCUGAAAGUGUCAGCUUAGUAAAUGAUAAUUUCCAGACAGAAACUAUUUCAAAACUGAAGACUGCAAGAUGAGUGGCGCAAUUAGUUGAAUAUGAAUUUUGUUACUCCUGCAAUCACUAUAUUGAUCAAAUCCAGUAGUUUCUCUGUAUCUGACACAGCAUUGAAGUACUAGUAGUUUUAUACACUUUGUUAUAACCUAUACUACAGGGUCUGAAAUUAACUUUUUAAUACGAGCACCAACUGGCGAUCAAGUUAACCUGAGAUCAGGCUCUAUUUUCGUUUUGCUUUGUUAAUAACAUUACGGCGGGCAUGGCGAAAUGAAAAGAGAGCCUGAUACAAACCUUCUACAAAACGUCUGCCGCCCACUUUUUUGAUUGAUUGACAUUUGCCGAAUCAGCCAACCAAAAUUGCUUCCGUUGCUUGUUUUUCUAGUAUGCAAAUUUUUCAAGCGUGGGAAAAAUGCAGACUGGCUGACUUAAAAAAUAGCUUUUAUCUGUUAAUUUUUUCAGCUAAAAAUAAAACAGUCAGCACAAUCACAUUUAACUUCUUACGAGAUUAAGGGGGAUCUCGAAGGUUAUUUCCGUUGGCGUAGAAGGCAAAAUGUUUUCGAAAAGACGGCGACAUGAUGUUCUACUAGUUUUAUUAUUUUUGGCUAGGCGCGCUCAAAUUUAAAAUACUGAAAUUUCUAUUUUUCCGUUGCCUUAAUAUUUUCCUUGGCAAUUUCCCCCGAUUUUCAGUACAUAAAUCUUUAAAAACAAAAGCAAACAGCCAAUGAGUGAGGACACCAGUUUUCCUGGUUUAUUUUUUACAAAAAGUGAAGGCAAAUAACCAGUCUGUUAACACUGAAAAUUCCUUGAACAGCGAUGCAAUAUUUUUCGUCUAAUACUUCACAGUUGGCGAUUGAGGUUUGUUUCGCAGUGAGCCUCCGCUUGCGCACCCUGUUCACCCCGGCUAAACUUUCAAAUGAAACCAGUUUUAAGAUGGACAGUAUUUUGAUUUGCACCCGUUUGUUGAUAAAUCAAAAGGCACCUUGUUAGCAGUCAACAACUUGCAGAGGGAUUCAACUCCGCAAUACACUCACUUUCCGUCAAUAAAGCAAAUCCUGAGAAGGUAUGAACAACCAUAUGAAUUUUCUGAAUUUCCAUGGCACAUAUUAAGGCAUAUUUUCCUACCACAAGACCAUAAAACAAUAAAAAAGACAGCAAAAUCGAUCCUUCUCUUCGCCGACAACGGAUCAUUCAUGAAAACAACCACGCAAGGAAUAAGAGCUUUCAACUUGCGGCGUUUCCGACAGCCAAGCAGAUCUUGUGGCAUUUUUCUAACAGCCAAUCAGUGUUACGGCCAAAAUCUAACGAGCACAAACGUGAAUGAGUUUGUAUCAGGCCCAAUUUCAGCCGUAGCCAUUAAAGAGAAUGUGUGAGAACUGCUCAAAUUGGGCCUGAUCUCAGGUCACGAUCAAGUAUAAAUUUUUGGUCGCCAGAGGGCAAAUUGUGGUCGCCAAAAAUUUCCCCUCCCUUUCAUUAAAAUAAAAAUUUAAAACAAAUAAAAAAGCAUGGUAGGGACGUUUUUAUGCUAAAAAAUUCCACUACUUCCGCUUAAGCAGCCCGUACGUGUAUGAGUGAAGUCUAACUUUUUCCACAAAUUACUUUUUGGAGAUAAAAAGCUAUCUGACCUAGAAUGUAGGAACAGAAAGCUACUGCCCUUGACUGUACUGAUCAUAUCAAAAGGCUAUUUUCCUCUGAUAACUACCAUGAAACAUGAAACAUAAACACAAGUCUGCCAUGUUGCUCAAGCCAGGCCACAACCAUGGAUAUACGGGUAGAGUAUAAUUCCACAUACACAACGUACUUACUGUAUUUCAGCUGAAAACAACAUGGCGGCUUUGAAACAUUCAGCGUAUAUUGAUCAUAGCUGUUGUGGAGGUAUUUUUACACGAAGAUUCGUUGGCAAAUAGCUUCGAGGUUUCAAUUCUUAAUCAUUUUCUCUGAACGGGAAAGUCCACAAUAACAACCAGCUUUACAAGUUGCCAGCUGGCGACCAGCUAUGAAAUUGUGGUCGCCGGUACUGAAUUUUCAGUCGCAUUUGGCGACCAGGAAGGUGCAAUUUCGGACCCUGUAUACCCUGUUACAGAAAGUACCUUAGAACUAUAGAGGAUAGGACAUUGUAUUACCUUUUGGCAAGUAAUAUUUCAGUAGAGGCAAUUGAGAACUGAGUGGGCAAGUGGAUUUCAAUUUUUUUUCCUACCCUGCAUAAGCUCAUGCAAGUGGCAAAAAUUGAAGUUCUAGUUGUCUUGAAACUACCAGCUACUUACAGAUUUCAAGUAUUUUUCUUUACACUUUGUUUGAAGACCUGAUAAAUACUUGAAGAUGUGCAAAAAUCAAUGUGUGGUAGUGAUGGACAUCCAAAUAUUUCUAUUGUUACAGAAAAAACCACACAUAUUUCCAGAUAUUUCAUGUAAUAAUUAUUAACCUCUUUCUGGAUGCUAAGUGCAUAUUUGUUGUAUGAGGUUCUUUUGUAGUUUCCUCUUGCAUGCUACUGAAUAGGAUCCCUUAGGAUUUAAAACCACUUUCUGUUUUUUUUUUUGACUGACCAUUAAAUACAGACGAACCUCCAUGUGCAACCACCUUCCUAGAACACCAAAAAUGUUUUCAUUCAAAGCCUUUUAAUGGACCCUCUCGAAAACAACCACCUCCCGUAAGCAACCACGACUACUUUUACAGCUGACAGUUAUAGAAUUUUCUAUGGUUUUCACCCUUCGGUAAGCGACCACUUGACAAAUGGUCUUGCUAAACAGUGAAGUACAUUGUAAAAAUGGACCAAAAGGAAUUUAUUCUUUGGCUGUCAUUAUUGUCUAUACAUCUAUUACUGUUUUUAUUAGUUCAAUCUAUAACAACAAUAUUAACCAUUACCCUUGAGAAUGAGACUUCCAGGUUUCAGUUUAAGAAGUUAAGUUUUUGUUCAUCAGACGUUUUAGGCACAUUCCUGUACAAGAAGUUACGUACACAAGGGUAGUGUUGGUAGAUAAAGGCACCAGAGAAAAACCAAGGACAAAUAAUAUAUUAUAGUGAAACAUCUUCUGUAUUGAAUUAAACUAUGGAUUGCUAUGCAAGCUGAAAAUUAGAACCUGCAGUGGGUAAUGAUAAAGAAAGCAGGUUGUCCUGUCUGAGAAAGUCAUUUCCAUAAUAAAUUGUAACUUUUUAAUAAAAGUAAAUAGAGUAGAACCCUAGCAACCUGAACUCUGAAGGGAAACAAACAACAGGGCAAGUUAGCAGUGAAUUCAAAAUAUGGGGUAAAUUUCAGUGAAAUUUUGAUCAAGGAAAGGGAAAUUUAGUUUGAGUUAGCAGGGAAUUCAAGUUAUUCGAGUUCGAGUUAUCUUCUGCUGUAGUAAGCUUACAUGGAACAUCUCAUGUGCAAAAAAUAAUCUCUAAGGAAUGUGCACGCAUACACAUGCUUAUACUGUAAUUAUGUAUUUUUAUUUUGAAGUACUAUGGAUUUCCACGACUUUAUAGAAGAUUUGCAGAAUUUAACCGAAGAGUAACCUCAGACAGACAGGUCAUUAGAAGGCAACAAGAAGCCAUGAAAUUUGUAUUUAGAAUUCCAAACAAGAUUGUAGCAUAUUUCAGGUAG